AUGGUGCUGGUCUUCAAACAACGUCUUAAAAGCAUUUUUGUAGCAAAACUUAACAGGGGUAUGCUACAUUGCUAUGCAGUGCUGAAAGGAAGAGUUACGAAAGACCUAGAGGACAAGGUGAGAAGGAGAAUGACACACCACAACGUGAUUGUGAGUGCAAAUGGUGAUGAAUACCAGUUCAACAUAGACACCCAAUCAUCAAUUGUGCCCAAUGUCAAGAUGCUGUAUGUCGAGGAGUUUAGCAGCAGGAUACUGGCCCAUCUUGAUGGCUUAGAGGAGGGUCUGUCUAUGCUAGGCGAGCUUGCCAAUGACCAUCGUCUGGAUUACUUGAGAAAUGAUGUCUUGCGGGCCGAGGAUUUUGAAAGCAUCGAACCAAAGCCGUGGAAGGAAAUAUCUGACGUUUUAGACGAGCACAUCAAAGUUGGAUGCGAAAUAUAUUGCUUAGGAGAUUACUAUGACGACGAGCAGAGCAGAACCCACAUUCCCCAUGGACUAGUUCUACGACAGCAGCACGAAUAUCUCCCUCCCAGAGGCAUACACGAUGCACAUAUGAACCAAGGGACUCCCCUCACUAUGCCACAAUGCAGACAUAAUGGAGUCUACCAGGAUGGGGCAGUACUCAUAAGAACUGCCGAUAACAAGAUGAAGGGUCUGUUUUUCGUGUUUACAUCACAGUCCCUACGCACCGAUGAAUCUGGCAACCCAAUUACUAAUAAAUGA
Vittaforma corneae ATCC 50505 is the source of this 720-nucleotide messenger RNA. RefSeq lists its product as uncharacterized. The transcript has a single exon. The record is from RefSeq and is a predicted model, not a curated record. The coding region runs from base 1 to 720 and encodes 239 amino acids. NCBI's taxonomy places the organism in Eukaryota, Fungi, Microsporidia, Nosematidae.